This is a messenger RNA of Pelmatolapia mariae (spotted tilapia), 1727 nucleotides long. RefSeq lists its product as uncharacterized. The transcript has 7 exons. The coding region runs from base 54 to 983 and encodes 309 amino acids. Gene Ontology annotation, biological process: ubiquitin-dependent protein catabolic process; positive regulation of proteasomal ubiquitin-dependent protein catabolic process; protein polyubiquitination. Gene Ontology annotation, molecular function: ubiquitin protein ligase activity; ubiquitin conjugating enzyme binding. NCBI's taxonomy places the organism in Eukaryota, Metazoa, Chordata, Actinopteri, Cichliformes, Cichlidae. Gene Ontology annotation, cellular component: ubiquitin ligase complex; cytoplasm. The record is from RefSeq and is a predicted model, not a curated record.
CGUCGUUGACUAGCGGUCCUGCUGAGGAGCGGUUUCCAAGUACAGUCGAAGUCAUGUGUGAAGCUUUAUUGAAGCUUUAUUUAAACGGGUUGCUGUUCCCAUACCUGUUGGGAAGUAAAAGAAGAAGGAAAGUACCAGAAACUCAAGCGACACAAGCUGUGCCAACAGGAACCCAAAUGAGCGUUCCAGGACAGGAGCAGGUGGAGAAGCGAUACGAUCCACUAGAUUCUACCCUGAAGUUCGUCAACAGGCCAGAUGAUCUGAAUCCACUGUGUGAUGACUCUCUCAGAGCAGAGAUGUCCUGUGGCCACGCUGUCACUCCUGAAUCUCUGACACGAUGGUGUCGCACCCUGCUGGAUCAGGGGAAUUACAAAUUCAGAUGUCCAGCGUUAGUGGAGGAAACCAAGCAGUGUAAUAAAGAGUGGUCGUAUCAGGAGGUGCGCAGACUGGCUGAUCUGACUGUGGAGGAAAUGCAGCACUUUGAAGAGAGCAUGGCCCGUCUGGCUCUUGCAGACCACUGCGAGGUUCAGGAAUGUCCACAGUGCAAAACAAGCGUGGAGAGGAUGGAUCUGUCUAACCUGUGUGUCCAGUGUGUCGUAUGCACAGCUGUUCAGAAGAAGAAAUUCUACUUCUGCUGGCAGUGUCUGAAACCAUGGAAGGGUUCAGGCCCUCGAUCUGACCGCUGCGACAACGACGGCUGUGAGAACAAGGACCUGCAACUUCUGCAGACAUGCAAAACCAUCAGUCUGCCUGACGUAAAGGACGUCACCAGCUGCCCCGCCAUCAGACUCUGUCCUACAUGUGGCCUGAGGGUGGAACAUAACAGAAAACACUGCAAAAAUAUCAAAUGUCCUCGCUGCAAAAUGGAGUUCUGUUUUGUCUGCCUGAAACUGAAGCGUGAAUGUUCCAGUUCACCAUACAGAAUGUGCCCCAGUGGGGUCGCUCCAAGGCAGACCUCCAUCCCUGUGUGGAGGAAAACUUAAAAACAAGAAUGAAGUGUAUGUGUAACUCGGGUUCUUUCUUCUAUUGGUUUCUCUGUCUUCCUUGUCGUUUAUGGACUCUACUGGGCUAGCUUUGGAUGAGCUUGCUUAAAAAAGAAAGUUCUAGAGGUCAAGUUGUCUUUGAAUACAGUUUUUAACCAUCAAUAUUUUUAGUAACCUUUCUUUAGCUGAGGCAAAAGAUGGACGGGUUUGUGUCACUUUGAUUUUCUUGAUCUCUCAGUAUGUUUAUGAGAGAGAAGUCAGUGUUUGAUAUUCACAAACAAGAAUCUGAUUGUGGGGUCUGCAGAUAUCUGGCAUUUUUAUGGUGAUUAAAGUUGCUGUAAGACUGAUGCCUCAUGAUAUCUGAUACUUCUUUUGCUUUAAGGUGUUUAUGGUGUCCACAGGAAAUGGAAUCUCAUUACUAUACAAAUCCUGUGAAUCUCAGUACUGGCAGCCUCAGAUUCUUUGGCAUAAAAACAUCUAAAGUGCACUUCUACGUUUUUAAUUGUCCUCACAGUCUCAAAAACAUUUUCACAAGAUGGGCUAAGUGCCUGUGAGAAACAGUAUGAAAAUGAAAAAGUGCAAAGAUGAAUGAGGAAAAGCACCAGACCCUUGUAUAAGCUUCUUAAAUUGCAAUUAUCCUUUAUAAUAUUCACAUUUGAAACAUACAGGUUCUGACAUUGCAUAAAAUAAAUAUAUUAUACUAAAUGUCUGUGUCUUAUGGUUCUUAUGGUUGUCUUAAGAUUG